ACUUCAUGGGACAACUGGAUUUAGACAAAAGAAAAGUAUGGUGUUAUACCUCACAACCCUCCACUGCUAGAUUCCCUCGCGCCUGGAAAGAAAUGCUGGCCCUCGGCAGGCGGCUAUGACAAACCUCCGCAGGCGAGCCCGCCAGGCAUGUCAGGCCUGCAAUGCGCGACGCGUCAAAUGCAAUGUAACCGAGCAAAGACCUUGUCGCAAUUGUACGACAGCCGACACGCCUUGUGAACUACGCGAGUCGAGACGGGGCAAGCAUCCUCGCACAUCACGGCGAAACGCAAAGCCAGACAACCAAGCCGGGCUAAAUCAGACCGGAUCCUCGCCGUCUUUCAUCGACACAGGUCUUGGUGAUGAGUCGGUGGUAACUGAGAGUGACGAGCACUUUGCCGCAUCUCAAGCACUUGCUGAUCUCGCAAGACCCCGGGAAGUAGAAGGUUUGGAAGAUCAGCAAAUCAUCACAGUACAGCCUCAGUCGCCUGCAUUGGCACCAAACAAUAGGCAAGAAGAUGAUAGCUCGGUCUUCCUCGGCGAGUCGUCUUCAAUACGUUAUGUCACCAACAACAACCCAACGCCGCCAACAGCAGGUAUAUCACCACCAGAGAACUUGAGGUUCCUACAUGCCGUUCCUCACGCUGUAAGAGCUGAAAAUUUGCUGCCUGAUUGGGAAGUCGAACGCAGAAGGUCGAGGAUUCGUUCUCUCAGAGCAGAGGGCGUCUUUUCAUUCCCACCUGCGCCAGCGGUCGAGACGUUACUUAAGGCCUACUUUCAAUGGUUUCACCCAUGUUUUCCUGUCGUGGAUGAGAUAGAUGUCUGGGUGAGCUUCAGAGAUGGCACUUUGUCUCCUCUGCUACUACACGCGAUCCUCUUUAUAGCCGUCAUCCACUGCGAGGAAGACGCCCUACCAGCCAUCGGCCUGGGAGGCCGUCACGUUGCCAAGUGGGUAUUCUACAAUCGCGCAAAGGACAUUUACGAUGUCGAAUUUGAAUCAAAGAAAUUCACCGUCACCCAAGCUCUAUUUCUGAUGAGUUUUUGGAGGGCCGGCUUGCUCCUGGAGAAAGACGCCCGGCAUUGGCUUGGCGCAGCCAUCAGUCUUGCUCAGACAAAGGCGCUUCACCGCUCCUCGAGAUCUGCUACCACCGAGAAGAAGACUGAACGACUUUCUAGGCGCUUGUGGUGGGCCAUAUACGUCCGCGAAAGACAGUGUGCCGCAGCAUUGGGCCUACCGAAUAGGAUUCGAGAUGAAGAUUGCGACAUCGAGCCGCUGGGGGAACUUGACUUUGAACGCGCCUUCGACUCAAGUUUGCCGAAUCAAAAAGUACAAGAGUACAUCUCAUACUUCAUCGGCACAGCUCAACUCUCCAGAGUGCUUGGAAGGAUUGUGCAUAGCGGAUACCUCCCCAGCAAGUCACUAUCCCCGACCGAUCGGUCUCAAAUGAGAGACGACCUUGUGAGAUGGAGACAGCAGUUACCUGCAGUCAUGUCGUUGGCAAACAAUGACUUUGGCGAUGCGGCGGGCUUUUAUGCAAGUAUGUUGCACCUGGCCUACAACAACCUCCUCAUCCUGUUGUACAGAUCAGGUUGCAUUGGCACCGCAGAAGAGAGUAAAGAAGUGAAUGGGCAGAUCGCCCUUCAGGCCGCAGCAAGGAACUCCCGCAUCAUCGAGGAUAUGCUACUGGAGGGAAAUCUACGUCAUGGGCAGAUCCAUGCCAUUACAAACCUCUUUAAUACGCUUUGUAUACACACGGUCCAUCUUCGCUCUUCAAAUGGCGCGGUGAGAUCCAUCACCGAGAACAGGGCAAAGAUGUGUCUUUUGGGGUUGCAAGAGCUCCAGAAAACCUGGGAGGUCAGAAUGUGGGUCCUACAGUUGUUUUUCCAAUACCUAGAUCGAUCUACGGCGGCACGACUACGGAUGCAAGAUGACCUAUCUUUCGCAUCUGGACUUGACAGUGCGCAGGACGUCAGGACGGGUUCGAUGAUGGUGAACAACCUCGAUCAAGGGGCGGCUGAACACGAUGGGGAAUAUGGACUCGGCACUCUAUUGUCAUCGGAACCUCCAUGGUCAUGGUCCGCCGAAGAAGCGAAUCAAUUCCUAGUCGCACAGAUAGAGAAUGACUUUGCUUUCGGUGAGGGAGGCAUGUUGAACUGGAACUAGGGUAUGCCAGCCACUAUUUUGCCUAGCGACUCACCUGUAGCUGUGAACUUCUGAACACAUGUAUUCGUAAAUAGUCGACUAUCUUAAGGUCAACGGUCUUGAGGAUUAUGAACUUUUAUGUGGGUUUCGGUAGUGUGUUCUCAGCCACUCAGCGUGCCGUAAUGUCGAUUGAUUUUGCGUCUUGAAGAGUCGAGAUUUUUGUCGUUGUUGUUGUUGUUGUUGUU
This is a messenger RNA of Colletotrichum phormii, 2385 nucleotides long. RefSeq names its product cutinase transcription factor 1 alpha. NCBI's taxonomy places the organism in Eukaryota, Fungi, Ascomycota, Sordariomycetes, Glomerellales, Glomerellaceae. Gene Ontology annotation, molecular function: zinc ion binding; DNA binding; DNA-binding transcription factor activity, RNA polymerase II-specific. The coding region runs from base 116 to 2161 and encodes 681 amino acids. Gene Ontology annotation, biological process: DNA-templated transcription; regulation of DNA-templated transcription. The transcript has a single exon. The record is from RefSeq and is a predicted model, not a curated record.